AUGGCAUCAUCUCAACCCGUAAAGCCCCCCGUGGCCUCGCAGUCGCAAACCCAACGAACCUCGCAACCCGGCCUCAAAUACCCAUCAAAUGGCAAAUCCAUAUACAACCGCGCGCUGAACCGCAGCCAGAAACAGGAAUUGAGCCAGGCGAGCUUCGCAUACCUGUUUGGGGAGAUGGUGAGUUAUGCGCAGAAGAGGGUUACGGGGAUUCAGGAUCUGGAGAAACGGUUGAAUAUCCAAGGCCACCCCGUAGGCCUCAAACUCCUCGACCUCCUCCUCUACCGCGAACCACCGCGGACCCAAACCCGUCCCCUCCACAUCAUCGCGCUCCUCCAAUUCAUCACCACGACCCUCUGGCGGCACCUCUUCUCUCGUCCCGCCGACGCCCUCGAGAAAUCUUCAAACCCGGAUACUCCUGAGGAAUACAUGAUUAGCGAUAACGAACCGUUGGUAAAUCAGUAUAUCAGUGUCCCGAAGGAGAUGAACCAGCUUAAUUGUGCUGCGUAUGUGGCGGGUAUUAUUGAGGGCGCGUGUGAUGGCGCGGGUUUUGCUGCAAGGGUUACGGCGCAUAGUGUGGGAAAGGGGGAGGAGGGGGAGUUGUGGCCGGGGAAGACGGUUUUUUUGGUUAAGUUUCAGCCGGAGGUUGUGGAGAGGGAGGCGUUUUUGGGGAGGUGA
Glarea lozoyensis ATCC 20868 is the source of this 675-nucleotide messenger RNA. RefSeq names its product Ligand-binding in the NO signaling and Golgi transport. Bases 1 to 675 code for a protein of 224 amino acids. The record is from RefSeq and is a predicted model, not a curated record. Gene Ontology annotation, cellular component: TRAPPI protein complex; TRAPPIII protein complex; TRAPPII protein complex. Gene Ontology annotation, biological process: endoplasmic reticulum to Golgi vesicle-mediated transport. NCBI's taxonomy places the organism in Eukaryota, Fungi, Ascomycota, Leotiomycetes, Helotiales, Helotiaceae. The transcript is spliced from 2 exons.